ACAGGUAAAUUAUACAAUUUUGAAAAUAUAUUUGUUUAGGUGGUUGAAAAGUUGGGGGAUGCAUCUGUCCAGUGAAAAAGAGCAAAGGUCAACUGCAAAAGCACAGAAACUUGCUGAGAUUUCAAGUGAAGCAUUGCCUUUUGAAUUUGCAAAAUCAAAUCAAGCGUCGGAGAUACGACUGGCCUCAUGUGCACAAGUAUCAAGUUUAUCAUCAAUUGUGUAUUCCCAUCUUAAUGAAAAUUACAAGCAUGAACGCCUAAUAUGGCAUGAUAUCAUCCCUAAAGACGAAAUAUGGCUAAAGAUAGGUGGGGAUAAAGGUGGAGGGUCAUUCAAAAUGGCCUUUCAAAUUGCCAACACAGAAAAUCCGAAUGCAAAAAUGAACAYUGUUGUGUUUGCAGCAUUCGAAGCACCUGACAACCCCUGCAACAUCAAACUUGGGCUUGAUAAAUACACCUCAGAGGUAGAGAAGUUACAAGAGAAAACAUGGAGGAAUUUUAAACUGAAAGUAUUUGUGUUUGGGGACUACRCAUUUCUUUGUGCCCUUUAUGGGAUAUCAGGUGCUAGUGGGAAAUACUGUUGUCUAUGGUGCCUGAUUACAUUGUCGGAGCUGGCAUUACCAAAGGAUGAAAGAGGGUUAAAGAAGGAGAGGACACUUGAGGGCCUAAGAGCUGACAACAGGCAAUUUGAAAAGGCAGGGUCACUAUUGRGCAAAGCCAARCAACAUCACAAUKCUAUUAGGCCACCACUUAUAAAUGUCCCUAUAGAUCAGGUAUGCUUACCUGGAUUGCAUGUCAGUAUUGGCAUAUUUGAAAGACUUUAUACUCUUUUUGUUGAAUCCCUACAUACAUUAGAUGUAACCAUAGCCAAUGCUCUGGCAAAUAAAGACAAAAAGGUUAGUUUUCUUGCUAGUUCUCUAUAUCUCAACAUUAAGAUUAUUUGA
Exaiptasia diaphana is the source of this 940-nucleotide messenger RNA. RefSeq lists its product as uncharacterized. The record is from RefSeq and is a predicted model, not a curated record. Lineage: Eukaryota; Metazoa; Cnidaria; Anthozoa; Actiniaria; Aiptasiidae. The transcript has 6 exons. The coding region runs from base 59 to 940 and encodes 293 amino acids.